AUGGGCUCCAACACAUCGAAGGAAGUCAAGACUACUACCGAGGAAACCUUUAACGAAAAGGUUUCGUACUCGUCUUCUCUAAUGGAUGUCUCAAGAGAAGACGUCGAAGCCAAAGAAGAUGAAGACAAUGGUGAUGGCAACGGUAUUUGGCCAGGUAUUUCCGUCGGAUUGCUUGAUGGUUGGAAAGGUGACGUCUUGAGAGACGAUAAGAACAAAUUGGUUCAGAACUCUCUUGCUAUCAAUCCUAUCCAGCUGAUUAUCGCCAAGUCAGACGUCGAAACUGUCUUAAAGGACCAGUACUUCUUCAACGUCACAGUCAAGACAAUUGGAUCACCUUCCUAUUUCAACAACCAAAAACUGUCCGGUAGAUGUUGGAUCUUUGCUGCUUCCAAUGUGUUCAGAACUCUGGUUAUCAAGAAUUAUAACUUGAAGGAUGAUCUGUUCCAGUUGUCGCAAGCUUAUCUUUUCUUCUAUGACAAAUUGGAAAAAUCUCAUUUCUUCUUGGAUAACAUCGCCGACACUGCUGAUCACGACUUGGACUCAAGAUUAGUUCAGUAUCUUCUUUCCAGUCCUGUUGGUGACGGUGGUCAAUGGGAUAUGAUUGUCAACUUGGUAGAGAAAUACGGUCUUGUUCCACACCAAGUGUUCCCAGAUAAUGCCCAAGCCUCAAACUCUUCUCCUUUGAACUAUUUGGUCACCGAGAAGUUGAGGGAAGCUGCUUUGAUCAUCAGAAGAUUGUACCAAGAAAAGGCACCUCAGCCUGUCAUUGAAAUUCUUAAGGGUGCAACCGUCUAUACUGUGUUCAAGAUUCUUUCUUUGGCUUUGGGUUCUCCACCAAAUGCUGAUGAACCUUUCACUUGGGAAUACAUCGACAAGGAUGGCAAGUACAAGUCCUAUCAAACGAAUCCUAGAGACUUCUACAGGGACCAUGUCAGACUUGAUGCCGCUAAACACUUCUCGUUGAUCCACGACCCUAGAAACGACUAUGAUAAGUUGUAUACUGUGGACAGAUUAAACAACAUUUUAGGCGGUAAGAAGAUCGAAUACGUCAAUACUGAAAUUGACGAGAUCAAGCUGGUUGCUAUCAAGAUGUUGAAGGACGAUGAGCCCAUCUUCUUUGGUUCUGAUGUAGGCAAGUUUGGUGACAGGUCUUCUGGUGUUUUGGACGUUACAGCAUACGACUACAAGUUGGCUUUCAAUAUCUCCUUGGGUUUGGACAAGGCUGAAAGAUUGAGAACCGGCUCAUCUCAAAUGACCCAUGCUAUGGUGAUUACUGGUGUUCACCUUGAUCCUGUAACUCAGCUUCCUGUCAGAUGGAAGAUCGAGAAUUCGUGGGGUGAUGCCGUCGGCGACAAGGGUUACUUUGUUAUGUCGGACGAAUGGUUCAGUGAAUACGUGUUCCAGAUUGUCACCAACAAGAAGUAUGCCUCUAAGAAGACAUAUGAUACUUGGAAGGGUAAAGACUUCACUGUCUUGCCUUAUUAUGAUCCUAUGGGCUCAUUAGCUUAA
Scheffersomyces stipitis CBS 6054 is the source of this 1509-nucleotide messenger RNA. RefSeq names its product bleomycin hydrolase (gene LAP3). Bases 1 to 1509 code for a protein of 502 amino acids. Gene Ontology annotation, cellular component: cytoplasm. The record is from RefSeq and is a predicted model, not a curated record. NCBI's taxonomy places the organism in Eukaryota, Fungi, Ascomycota, Pichiomycetes, Serinales, Debaryomycetaceae. Gene Ontology annotation, molecular function: cysteine-type aminopeptidase activity. The transcript is spliced from 2 exons. Gene Ontology annotation, biological process: response to toxic substance; L-homocysteine catabolic process; proteolysis.